Molecule: messenger RNA, 269 nt
Organism: Paramecium octaurelia
Lineage: Eukaryota; Ciliophora; Oligohymenophorea; Peniculida; Parameciidae
Source: the annotation of a GenBank genome assembly
AUGUGUAAUAUAUUAGAAAUAAGAGCAUUUUUAUCAAAUGAGAAUUCUCUCCUGUCUAAUCGUUGCAACUCCAUCCUCUAAGAAGGAGACCACUCAAAUAACCCAAAAACAGUCCUAUUUUAAGUUUUUCAAAGGGCCAGCUCUGAGAGAUGCAAUCUAAGAAUAUUUGAGAAAUCACAUGUAUUCAUGGUGAAUCCAUUCUUUAGAGUCAUUGUAAACUGGUAUUUAUUAAUUAGGUUAGUAGCUUCAAAUUGGUGUAGUUAAUUUGA